AUGUCGUUCACAAGCCCAGACGUAGAAAUUGUCAAGUUUGUUACCAAAGUCGAAGGUAUCGAUGAGGUUAUUGAGACCCCAGUAUCUGGUGCCGAUAAGGUGUCAGUGAAGAUUCCUGAGAGCUCGAAUUACGUUAUGACGAUCCAUUUCAAGGCCAAAACUGACUUGAAGGAUUUCCGUUACAAGCAAGUGGUUAAGCGUAAGGGAAUUACCGUUAAAAAUAGAGAGGUGGAAAUUGGCGACUACGCUGCCAGCGACGAAGUUUACCUGAAGGAAUUCCCUCAAGAUAGUACACCUGGAGGAUUUUUGAUCCGUGGUGUGUACAAUGCCAAGUCCAACUACCAGGCCAAUGGCAAAGACAUUUUGAUUGUGGAAUGGGAAUUGGAGAUUGUUUCCAAGGCCUAG
This is a messenger RNA of Meyerozyma guilliermondii ATCC 6260, 405 nucleotides long. RefSeq lists its product as uncharacterized. Lineage: Eukaryota; Fungi; Ascomycota; Pichiomycetes; Serinales; Debaryomycetaceae. Bases 1 to 405 code for a protein of 134 amino acids. The record is from RefSeq and is a predicted model, not a curated record. Gene Ontology annotation, molecular function: protein binding; Rho GDP-dissociation inhibitor activity. Gene Ontology annotation, biological process: Rho protein signal transduction. Gene Ontology annotation, cellular component: cytosol; membrane; cytoplasm. The transcript has a single exon.